This is a messenger RNA of Saccharomycodes ludwigii, 918 nucleotides long. It is a transcript of the gene ADE1, whose product is annotated as phosphoribosylaminoimidazolesuccinocarboxamide synthase. Gene Ontology annotation, biological process: 'de novo' IMP biosynthetic process. The record is from RefSeq and is a predicted model, not a curated record. NCBI's taxonomy places the organism in Eukaryota, Fungi, Ascomycota, Saccharomycetes, Saccharomycodales, Saccharomycodaceae. Gene Ontology annotation, molecular function: phosphoribosylaminoimidazolesuccinocarboxamide synthase activity. The transcript has a single exon. The coding region runs from base 1 to 918 and encodes 305 amino acids. Gene Ontology annotation, cellular component: cytoplasm.
AUGGCUACUGCUUUAACAGAAACAAACUUGGACGAUAUCCUACCCUUGAUUGCUAGAGGUAAAGUUAGAGAUAUCUACAAAGUUGACGACAAGACCUUACUGUUUGUUGCUACAGACAGAAUUUCUGCUUAUGAUGUCAUCAUGAAGAACGCAAUCCCGGAUAAAGGUUCCAUCCUAACAAAAAUCAGCGAAUUUUGGUUUGAUUUUUUGCCAAUCAGAAAUCAUUUGGUUCAAAUCCCUGAAGGUAAAACGAUAUUCUCUUAUUUACCAGAAAAAUUGGGCCAAGAAGCUAAAUAUAAGAAUCAAUUGGAAGGUAGAUCCUUAUUGGUACGUAAAUUCAAAUUGAUUCCUUUGGAAGUCAUAGUCAGAGGUUACAUCACUGGUUCUGCUUGGAAAGAAUACUGUGCUACCCAGACCGUUCAUGGUGUUCUCCAACCAAAAGGUUUAAAAGAAUCUCAGCAAUUUCCUCAUCCAAUUUUCACACCAUCCACUAAGGCAGAAUUAGGUGAUCAUGAUGAAAAUAUUUCCAUUGAAAAAGCUGAACAAUUAAUUGGUAAAGACUUAUGUGAUAGAGUUGGUAAGAUCGCCAUUGAUUUAUACACCAAGGCCAGAGAUUAUGCCAAGAAUAAAGGUAUUAUCAUUGCUGAUACCAAAUUUGAAUUUGGUUUAACAGAUGAUGGUAAAGAAAUCGUAUUGGUUGAUGAAGUUUUGACUCCAGAUUCAUCUCGUUUUUGGAGUGCUGAAAAUUACAAAAUUGGCCAAGGUCAAGACUCCUUUGAUAAACAAUUUCUAAGAGAUUGGUUAACUAGUAAUAAAUUGAAUGGUGUUGAAGGUGUUUCAAUGCCGGAAAAUAUUGUUAAAGAAACUCGUUUGAAAUACAUUGAAGCCUAUGAAAUAAUCACCGGCUCCAAAUGGUAA